Molecule: messenger RNA, 5235 nt
Organism: Sphaeramia orbicularis (orbiculate cardinalfish)
Lineage: Eukaryota; Metazoa; Chordata; Actinopteri; Kurtiformes; Apogonidae
Product: KIAA0319 ortholog
Exons: 16
Coding region: 458-2863 (801 amino acids)
Biological process (GO): neuron migration
Cellular component (GO): cytoplasmic vesicle; plasma membrane
Source: RefSeq, a predicted model, not a curated record
UUACCUUCACAUCCAUCAUGUUUUCAUCGAAUAAAUUGGAAACAUUAAAACCGCAUGUGGAGACAAUGUAAACCGUGCUGACCCGGGUUAACUGGAGGACCAGUAAACCGGACAGCUGGACCUGGAGGACCGGGAGGAGCCGACCCGGGUCAGAUGUUGCAGGUGCGUUUGUUUCCAGACACAUGGCGGGGGGUUCCUGCUGCUGGGCGGGGCUCCCGGUGUCGCUGUCCGGCGUCGUGGUGCUGAAACUAUCCUGAUACAAACUGGAGGCCUGGACAACACCAUACAAACACACAUUUACAGGGUUUUUAACCUGUACUGUGUGUAAUAAACCUGAUACAAUGUGAUUUUAUGAUAUGAAUGUGAUUUAAUUUCCUCUAAAAACGACAAAAGAGCAAAGUCAUGUGUCUUUUUUUCUUUAAACUUUGUUGAUGUGUUUGUUCCAGACUGAGCGACCAUGUGGAGGAAGACGUUUCUGCUGCUGCUUCAGUGUGUGGAAGCUGUAGUGUCGUCUCAGUGCUGGCAGGGGGCGACCUUCUCUGAGGCCGUGGUGUCUCCGUCCGUGGACAGCAGUGGGAUCCUUCGUGUUCCUGGGGUGUCGUCGCUGCCCCAGUGCGUGGCGGCGUGCUGCGACCUGCGGGGCUAUGACCUGGCCUGGCUGUUCAAGGGCCGCUGUUAUGUUCUGAGCUGCCAGCAGAAGGCGGACUGUCAUCCCCGAGAUCGACGAGGGGCUGACUCUAUCCUGGUCUUCCUGCGCCGGCCAACCCCUCAGACCCUGGUCCUGCAGUCUCUGGUCAGAGGUGAACCAUACGGUGGCCGCUGGAACCCCCUCUCUAGGUCCUCUGAGGCCCCUGGAGACCUGCAGGCCCUGAAAGACCUGGCUCUGUUCGAUGGACCCCAGCAGGACUUCUCUGACCCCAGGAUGCUGGAUGUGGAAUAUUCAGAGGAAAACCAGGAGGGGGAGGGGCCGGAGAGGCUGACAGAUCAGGAACGAGACCAGCUGAACCAAUCAGAUGCUGAGGAAGGUCCAGAAGGAUGGACGAGUGAGAUGAGCCUGACCCAGAACACCAGUCUGGAAGAGACCAGGACCAGGAGGCCGACUGAAGAUCCUCCUGCUGAAGAGAAAACAAUGAAAACACAGAGGAGCACCGGAGCUACAUCACUCUCACCAUCGUCACAGAAACCAACAGCUGACUCCACCCAACCGCACCAUAUAAGGACGUCACUUCCUGUCACUGCUGCACCUGGUUGGCCCGUCAGCAGCAGCACAUCCUCUCAGACAGUUCCACCGCUGUCAGUGUCUUUUGGAAACACUGUCGUGCAGACGACUUCACCCACAAUUAAACCUGAAGCUUCAGUUCGUUCUGAACCCACAGCUGACGCAGUGAAGAUUCCACUCACCUCCACAGAACAAACAACACAGGUCAUGACCUCUGACCCCACCACUACCUCUGCUCCCAGCACCAAACCCCUGACCACAACCCCUGCACAGACCGUGUCAGAGGUCAGGGAAUCAAACCAUGGUCCGGUGGCAGUCGUGGGUUCGGACAGGAAGCUGUUUCUACCAGUCAGCAGUGUGUUGCUCGAUGGCAGAGGCAGCACCGAUGACCACGGCAUCAUCAGAUAUCACUGGGACAUCGUCAGUGGUCCUCCAGGAUUAAUGCUGAUCAAUGCUGAUGAAGCAGUUGCCACGGCAACAGGCCUUCGGCUGGGGCGUUACGUCUUUAGACUGACAGUGAGCGACCAGCAGGGGGCAUCAGACAACGCCUCACUCACCGUCAGGGUUCAAGAAGUCAUUCCUCCUCCUCCAGCCAGAAGUUUCCCACCGGUCGCUCACGCCAGCGGCAGCCAUACCCUCAUUCUGCCCAACAACUCUCUGGUCCUCCGAGGCUCCGUAACCGACGGCAACCAGACUGAGCUGCACUUCCUGUGGGUCCGAGACGGCCAGAGUCCUGCAGCUGGGGAUGUCCUGUACAGUUCAGACACUCAGGCCUCCCUGUACUUGGCCAACCUGGUGGAAGGCACCUACCUGUUCCAGCUGAGAGUGACCGAUGCCCAGGGACGCUCCAGCACCGCCACGGCCACUGUGGAGGUCCAACCAGAACCGGGCGGGGGCGAGGAGGUGGAGCUGGAGAUGCAGGUGUCGGUGUCUCAGGUGUCGGUGUCUCAGAGGAACACGGUGGUCCGACAGCUGGCCGCUCUGCUGCAUGUCCUCAACGGGGACAUCCAGGUCCGAGCCCUACAGGGACACUCGCACCUCAGUACGGUGUUGCGGUUCUCGGUACGGGGGCCCUCGGGGCCGGUCUCUGGGUCCAGGCUGGUGGCUCUGCUGAGGAACCAGCUGCUCAGAGAGAAGAGCGACUACCUGCUGUUUAGAGUCCUGAGAGUCGACACCGUCUUGUGUCUACUUCAGUGUUCGGGCCGUGGUCAGUGUGAUCCAAUCACAAAGCAGUGUGCAUGUGACCCCUUCUGGACGGAGAACCUGAUUCGUCGUUACUUUGGUGACGGAGAGAGCAACUGUGAGUGGAGGGUCCUGUACACCAUCCUCUCCAGCUUCAUCCUCAUGGUCUUCAUCCUGUCAGUCAGCUGGACCUUCAUCUGCUGCUGCAAGAGGAAAAGACAGACCAAAGUGAGGAAGAAGACUAAGUACACCAUUCUGGACAACAUGGACGAACAGGAGAGAGUGGAGCUCAGACCCAAAUUCAGCAUCAAACACCGCAGCACAGAGCAUAACUCCAGCCUGAUGAUGUCUGAGUCGGAGCUGGACAGCGACCAGGACACCAUCUUCAGCCGGGACCGACCCGUCCGCAGCAGGAACCGGAUCAGCAGCCAGGCCGGCCGCAACGGGAACGCCUUCGGGUGACGGGAAACGUGACCCUCUGCCGACACAGAAGGGACAUUCCCUUACAUGGACGGGACCUAAUGCAACGUCUGCACUGGCAGCUGAGGCGGCGCCAAGAUGUUUGACUCCAUUACCCAGAAACCGUCUGCCAUGAGGUCAGCAACAUCAAACAGAGCACUUUUUAAAGCUGAACUCUUUUUGUAAGAAUUGACCCAAUUGGGUUUUCCUGAGGACAUCAGGAUGACAAACUGCAACUUCUGCAUGAGACAAGAGUUUUAACAAGAACCUGGAAUCAAAAGGUUAAAAACAGUCAUGGUGACAUCAUUUCCUGUGGACAUCACUGAGAAAAACUGAUGUCGACUAAAAAAUGGAUUGAAAUCGUAUUUUUCAUUCUCAUAUGUAACAGAAUAUCCAAAAACACAAAUGACAGAAAAUAUUUGACCAGCGAUGCUAUGGUUUAGUCCAGAUGAGAAAAAGUUCUGUAACUGAUGCGAUAUCCAGAAAACAGUUUGACAACAGAAAUAUACUCAGAUAAACAUGAGUUGUAAAAUCAAACAGCAUUCUAAAAAUGACUUUAGUUGUGCUUAAGUAAAAAAAAAAAAAAAAAACAGAUAGUAAAAGAUAAAAAUCCUUUCAUUUUCCAGAUAUCCUGAAAAGUAUGACAAAAUACAGUCAUGUGAACAUUUUACCACCUUGAUGGUAUAAAUAACUGCAGAUUAAGUAAUAUACUUUGACUGUCACUGAAAAAAAUAGAUUCUAAUCAUGAGACUGUGUGGAAUCUUUAUUUUUCCAAUGCUUGUGUCUAACAGGAUAUCAAAAUAACAGCAAAAUAUUCACUUAAACCCAAGUUGUAAAAUCAAACAGGAUUUAACAAAUGCGUCCAGAUGCCGUAACUUUCCACAUCAAGUUAAUAUUUUUCAUGUUAAGAAAACAGUUUGACAAAAACAGAAAAAUGGUGAGUUUUAGUCUAAGAUUAUUCUACAUAAGAAACAUAUUAAAAUUUUUUUUUUAAAAUUAAGUUAAAAAAAAAUACCACUUUUAACACCAAAUUAGAUUCUAAAAAUGCUGAAAUUUAGUCGACCUGAUGUAAUUUCUCCACUGUUGUCCUUAGAAAAAGAAGAUACUGAUUCAAAUCUUAUAUACAUGCUCAUAUUAUACAGAAAAAAAUUAAGAGAUGAGUUAAAGAAAUUGGUUAAAAAAAAACAAAAACAAAAGGAUUUAGUUAAAAAUCUUGCAGCUGUCAGUGAGAAAAGCUGAUUUUUAACCAAGAAAUGGACUUGGAUGUUUGUUAUGCUCUGAACAGAAUCCAAAAAUAAAAAUAAAUAAACUAAAAUAACGUGUUAAAAUGAUGUUAUUACUGAAAAAAGGCAACGGUGACAUAGAAAUGGAUUAAUGUUCAACUGAAUAUCCAGAAAACAGAAAAAACUCAUGUAAUAUUAAACUUCUGUUUAUUUUCCAUUCAUUUCUAGUCAGAAAUACAAAAUCAGUGUUUUAGAAUUCUUAGAAACUGUACAAACCCAAACUGCAGCUCUCAGUACUGAACAACAAUGUUAAUAAUCAUUAUUUAUCGCUGAUCUUUUAAUACAACACUUUCUGUAAAUUAUAGCUUGGCUUUAGCAUCUUUUAACUAAACUGAUUUUCAGGCUGAUGUUUAGAGUAUUUCUAAUAUUUUAUCCAAAUUAAUGAUAUAUAACAGUGAGAAUAAAGAUCCGCUCUGUAUUACAGCAAUUUAAAAGCACAACAGUGACCAUAGUUUUAAUGAGACAAAGAAAAGGCCACGAUUUUACAUCAAUUAAAAUUCAUCGCAUGGCACGUUGAGACAACAACAGCUUCUUGUGCUUUAAAAUCUGACUAUAAUUACAAAUCUGUCAUAAUUGUACACAGUACAAAACUAUUUCUCAACUAUACAUUACAAAAAUUAAUGUUUAAAAAGGGACAGUAACACAAAUUAACUUGAUCUUAGAAAUAAACUAAAACCAAGUGCAUGCAGACGUUUCCUACAACAUUAAAACAUGUUUUCAUUUUCAAAAGAACCAGUUAAAAAAAAAACCUGUUAAUUGCACAUUAACAAACAGUUGGAUGGUUUUACUCACACAGGGACAUUAUUUUGUUUAUGGGAUGCAACUAAAGUAAUUACUAAGCUACCUUUUUAAAUGAACAGUUUUCAGGAUGUUCAAUACAAACACAACAACCCUAAAUACAUCUGUUAGAAGGUUUUGUGCAUUUAAUUAUUGUCAUUGUCAUCUAUUUAUGAAUUAGUUGUUUGGUUUAUAAGAUAUCAGAAAAUGGAGAAAAAUGUCAGUUGAUUUGAUCCACAACUCAGAUAUUUGAUGCCCUGUCCACAUAAAUGCAGAUAUUUUUCAAACAGGUAUUUUUUGCCACAGAUUAAAAAA